This is a messenger RNA of Solanum tuberosum (potato), 907 nucleotides long. RefSeq lists its product as uncharacterized. Lineage: Eukaryota; Viridiplantae; Streptophyta; Magnoliopsida; Solanales; Solanaceae. Bases 136 to 504 code for a protein of 122 amino acids. The record is from RefSeq and is a predicted model, not a curated record. The transcript has 3 exons.
CUCUUUUGAUAUCUUGUUUAGUGUAGCUUUUGUUGACUGUCUCUAUCGAUUGUGUACGUGUUUUGUUCUUAACAAUAACUUGAUGCAGGUACAAAGGCAUUUUACAGUGGUUGUUAAAGAGUAAAAAGGAUUUUUAUGCUGAUUUUGAGUGUUUUUGACCGCCUCAAUUUGUUAACUUACAGGAUAUUAAGCUCUUAUGUACUCAAUGUACCUAUCAGAAAGAAAAUAUCACACAUUUUGACAAAGGAAGAGAAUCAGUUAGAGAAUGCAUUGUCUUAUUUGUCAUUGUUCAGGAGAAUACAUAACAAGAAUGGUAUGAAGUUUCGCACUCCAUCAUUCCCUCUUUCAAGUAAACAAUGGAGAGAGGUAGAAGGCAUAGAAGUGUCAAGAGAAAUGGUUACGGCAAGGCUGGGCUUAAUUCAUUUGGAUUUUUUGGUUGGCAUAAAAUCAGCAGUGAUAUCAUUGCUUCAAUUUACUCAACUGGAUUCUUAUCAAGUUAAAUGAGUGAUGAUAUGUAUAAUUCAGAACAUAAAACAUGUUCUCUUGCAAGCACCAAAUCUACAUUCACUGAAGUCAUGCACACAAUUAAAUGAGCGAAGGGAUAAACAAUUGACUGUGAAAGUUGGUUUGCUAUGUUAUGUUGUAUGGUUGGAUUGUACAAGAAAGACUGAUGUACCAGCUUUCUAGAGAGAGAAGUCUGAGUUGAUCUAGCUAAGAAGCUCGAGGAAUUUGGAAGACCUAUGUAGUAAAAGUUGCUGGGAAGCACAACAAGACACUACUAUUUGGCUUGUACCACUUGUGCAUAAUUUUUUUUAAAAGAUUUGUAUGUCUUUCACUUAUAUGAUUUCCACUCGCGUCAAUUAUACCAAUCAUAUAAGCUUAUGCAGUUUUAACUGUAUGUUUUUCA